Molecule: messenger RNA, 1980 nt
Organism: Theobroma cacao (cacao)
Lineage: Eukaryota; Viridiplantae; Streptophyta; Magnoliopsida; Malvales; Malvaceae
Product: taxadiene 5-alpha-hydroxylase 1-like
Biological process (GO): sterol metabolic process
Molecular function (GO): heme binding; monooxygenase activity; oxidoreductase activity, acting on paired donors, with incorporation or reduction of molecular oxygen
Source: RefSeq, a predicted model, not a curated record
UAGUUAUUGAGCAAAGACAGCUAAUUACUUCCCUUCUCAAUGCCGUCCAAGACAAUAAGACAAAAUCACAUAAAUUUUUAGAAUAUUAUGACUGAAAGCUUGGUGCUUAGAAACAGUCAAGCAAGCAAAAGGUUACCAGAUGACCUGGUAGCUUAAUCAUGGAUGGCUAACAAAAUCUAUGUCAACUGCUUUUCUAACCCCAAUGACACCUUAUUUCACUUGUGGACAAUAUUUUCAACCUAAAACGCGGUUUCUUUUGAUGAGACAUUGUACUGUACUGUUGCUCAAGCCCAGUUUUGAAUGAGUUUUGUGUUUAUAAAUUGUUAUAGUUUUGGCCUUUACAUCCUACUCAAAGCAAGAAUGGAAAUCCUGCCUGGCCUUCCAGAGCCCUCUUCUGACUUAAAACUACAGUUCAUAUCCAUAGUUUUGGCAACUCUAGUUGCUGUUCUUGGCUGCUUCAAAUUUAUAGUCUCACCACUUCUAGGCAAGAAACUCCCACCAGGUUCAUUCGGGUUCCCACUUAUUGGGGAGUCUAUCAGCUUUGCAAGGGCACAAACACAAGACAGGACCCCUGAAUGGAUUCUGAACCGGAUCAAGAAGUAUGGACCGGUAUUCAAGACCUCGAUCAUGGGUUCAAAAAUGGUGGUUUUGACUGGCCAAGCAGGAAAUCGUUUUGUAUUUAAUGGUGGUGACCAUGGGCUUUCAUGCAAUCAACCAACCUCAGUGGUCAGGGUGCUCGGGAAGUACAGCCUUUUUGAGAUGUCAGGGUCCCGACACAAGCUUGUUAGGGGUGCAAUAACCAACUUUCUAAAACCAGAAAGCAUCCAACGGUUUCUUGCCAAAAUGGAUUCACUUGUCCAGCAACAAUUACUCAAGGAACUUCAUGGCAAGGAUUCAAUCAAAAUUGUGCCACUAAUGAAGAAGAUAACAUUCAAUAUAACCUGCAGUAUAUUUUCUGGAUUACCUGACGGCAAGGAGAAAGAUGAACUAUUGAAAGAUUUUUCACUCACUGUCAAAGGAGUUUGGGCAAUUCCAUUCAAUAUUCCAGGGACUGUAUUUCAUAGAGCAAUGCAGGCGCGGCGCAGGGUCUGUAAGUUGCUUUCGAAUCUGAUAAUGAUUAGGAAAAAACAAGAAGAGGAAGGAACAGUUGAUCCUAACGAUGACAACAUUAUAUCUAGCCUCCUUGUCCUGAGGGAUGAAAAUGGACAGCCUUUACUAGAGGAAGAAAUUCUUGAUGUUUUCCUUUCCUUGAUAAUGGCUAGCCAUGAUACAACUGCAAUUCUACUGACCCUCUUUAUAAGACACCUUUCUAGGGAUGCAGAGGUAUCAAGAAAGGUGGUUGAAGAACAAAAUGAAGUCGUUAAGGCCAUGAAAACAAAUGGUGGAAAGGUCACCUGGAGUGAAAUACAGAUGAUGAGAUAUACAUGGAGUGCAGCUCAAGAGCUCAUGAGGGUAAAUCCCCCAAUGCUUGGCAGUUUUCGUCUAGUAACCAAAGACAUUACCUUUGAUGGCUAUGACAUUCCCAAAGGAUGGCAGAUAUUUUGGGUGGCUCCAGGCACUCACAUGGACAGCAACAUAUUUGAAGAUCCUGAGAAGUUUGAUCCAUCAAGAUUUGAAAACUCAUCAAAAUCAUUCCCUCCAUACACUUAUGUUCCUUUCGGAGCAGGGCCUCGAAUUUGCGCCGGAGUAGAAUUUGCUAGAGUUGAAGCAUUGCUGAUAAUCCAUCAUCUUGUAACAAAGUAUAGUUGGACAGAAAUGAUUCCUGAUGAGCCUAUCACACGUGAACCAAUGCCAUACCCUGCCAUGGGACUUCCAGUCAAGCUUUAUCCAAAGAAUUGAUAACCUAGAAAGCCAAAUUUUAGAAACUUAUAUGUGGCCUGGAGAUUUUAGAGUGAACAGAUAAAAUCAUGAGAUACUUUGGUUUGAUUAUUUAUUGUUUUGUGUAAAACUAUUUACUGCAAUCUGAGAUUUUGAUCCUAA